AUGCCUAGCCCUCCCUCAAUUCCUCGUCUACCACACAAUUUACUGUCCAUUUACAUUGGCUUGUGCGCACUGAUUGAGGAGGACCAUGCGCGUAGUGCUCCCAUAAUUAGCCCCUUCGAAUGCACCAAAGAGGCGGCGUUUCGGGCGCUGAGUCGUCCGAGUGCACACGAUGCUGCGGCGGAAACCGCUGGUGCUCUACAAUUCGCCUCCUACCACCAGCAAUGCUGCCUGCAUGAGCACACAUUGAUUGCCGUUGGCGUGUUGGACCUGGUUCCAGGUUGCCUCUCCUCUGUCUACUUCUUCCACCCCUCGCCCCCAGAUUACGCCUUCCUCAGUCUGGACUUUACGUCUUAUUUCGUCAUGCCAGCAUGUGUUCAGGCUUAA
Messenger RNA from Hydatigera taeniaeformis, 384 nucleotides. NCBI's taxonomy places the organism in Eukaryota, Metazoa, Platyhelminthes, Cestoda, Cyclophyllidea, Taeniidae. The record is from the annotation of a GenBank genome assembly.